Messenger RNA from Meriones unguiculatus (Mongolian gerbil), 1530 nucleotides. It is a transcript of the gene Psmd12, whose product is annotated as proteasome 26S subunit, non-ATPase 12. Gene Ontology annotation, cellular component: cytoplasm; proteasome regulatory particle, lid subcomplex; nuclear proteasome complex. Lineage: Eukaryota; Metazoa; Chordata; Mammalia; Rodentia; Muridae. The record is from RefSeq and is a predicted model, not a curated record. The transcript has 11 exons. The coding region runs from base 96 to 1466 and encodes 456 amino acids.
ACGCAUUGCCUGAGUGGAUGAGCGGGCUGUUUCCGGUGUGAGUGACGAGUGGUGGCCGAACCUGGGGGACAGCAGGGGACGCUUAGGCAGGGACCAUGGCAGACGGCGGCUCGGAGCGGGCCGAUGGGCGCAUCGUGAAGAUGGAGGUGGACUACAGCGCCACGGUGGACCAGCGCCUGCCCGAGUGCGAGAAGCUGGCCAAGGAAGGACGGCUUCAAGAAGUCAUCGAGACCCUUCUCUCCCUGGAAAAGCAGACCCGCACCGCCUCUGACAUGGUGUCCACGUCCCGCAUCCUGGUCGCAGUGGUGAAGAUGUGCUAUGAGGCUAAAGAAUGGGACUUACUUAAUGAAAAUAUCAUGCUUUUGUCAAAACGGCGAAGUCAGUUAAAACAAGCGGUUGCAAAAAUGGUUCAGCAGUGCUGUACUUACGUGGAGGAGAUCACAGACCUCCCAGUCAAGCUGCGGCUGAUUGACACUCUCCGGAUGGUUACGGAAGGAAAGAUUUAUGUCGAAAUUGAGCGCGCUCGGCUGACUAAAACCUUAGCAACUAUAAAAGAGCAAAAUGGCGACGUGAAAGAGGCUGCCUCCAUUCUUCAAGAGUUACAAGUGGAAACCUAUGGGUCCAUGGAGAAGAAGGAGCGAGUGGAGUUUAUUCUGGAGCAGAUGAGACUCUGCCUAGCUGUGAAGGAUUACAUUCGCACACAGAUCAUCAGCAAAAAAAUUAACACAAAAUUCUUCCAGGAAGAAAAUACAGAGAAAUUAAAGUUGAAGUACUAUAAUUUAAUGAUUCAGCUGGAUCAGCACGAGGGGUCCUAUUUGUCGAUUUGUAAGCACUACAGAGCCAUCUACGAUACUCCCUGCAUUCAGGCAGAAAGUGAGAAAUGGCAACAGGCCCUGAAAAGUGUUGUUCUCUACGUUAUCCUGGCUCCUUUUGACAAUGAGCAGUCAGAUUUGGUUCACCGGAUAAGUAGUGACAAGAAACUGGAAGAAAUUCCCAAAUACAAGGAUCUGCUGAAGCUUUUUACCACAAUGGAGUUGAUGCGCUGGUCCACACUUGUUGAGGACUAUGGGAUGGAGCUACGGAAGGGCUCCCCUAAGACCCCAGCAACUGACGUCUUCAGCUCUACAGAAGAAGGGGAAAAGAGGUGGAAAGACUUGAAGAACAGAGUCGUGGAGCAUAACAUCAGAAUUAUGGCCAAGUACUAUACUCGGAUAACAAUGAAAAGGAUGGCGCAGCUUCUGGAUCUCUCUGUGGAUGAGUCGGAGGCUUUCCUCUCGAACCUAGUCGUUAACAAGACCAUCUUUGCUAAAGUAGACAGGCUGGCUGGAGUCAUCAACUUCCAGAGACCCAAGGAUCCAAAUAACUUAUUAAAUGACUGGUCUCAGAAACUGAACUCGCUGAUGUCUCUGGUUAACAAGACGACACACCUCAUCGCCAAAGAGGAGAUGAUACAUAAUCUACAGUGAGGGUGUGGAUGCUUUUAGAAGACAAAGUGGGAGGUCAUUAAAAAGAAAGACUGUUUUCAUGGUG